This is a messenger RNA of Pristis pectinata (smalltooth sawfish), 4629 nucleotides long. RefSeq names its product choline/ethanolaminephosphotransferase 1-like. Gene Ontology annotation, molecular function: diacylglycerol cholinephosphotransferase activity; ethanolaminephosphotransferase activity. Bases 130 to 1437 code for a protein of 435 amino acids. The transcript is spliced from 8 exons. The record is from RefSeq and is a predicted model, not a curated record. Lineage: Eukaryota; Metazoa; Chordata; Chondrichthyes; Rhinopristiformes; Pristidae. Gene Ontology annotation, cellular component: endoplasmic reticulum membrane; Golgi apparatus. Gene Ontology annotation, biological process: phosphatidylethanolamine biosynthetic process.
UCGACCCGCGGCGAGUGUUUCCGGGGCGCAGGGCUGUGUCCAGGGAGACGGCGAGCGGCGGGGCCGGGGGUCGGGUCGGGUCCCCGGGCGGUGAGCGGGUCCGUCCGUCAGUGACCGAGCGGCGGCCCCAUGAACGCGCAGCGACGGCCGCUGCGGCGGAGCGAAGGCGGCGGGGAGCCGAGCCCGGGGCCGGGCCGGGCGCCGGCUGGUGUCUCCCGGCCGGGCGGCGGGGGCCGGAGCUCGGAGGCCGGCCUGGGCCUGGGGCCGGGGCUCGGCGCCCUGCUGCAGCGGCCUCUGUCCCGGCAGCAGCUGAAGCGGCUGGAGGAGCACCGGUACCGGAGCGCCGGCGCCUCGCUGCUGGAGCCGCUGAUGCAGGUGUGGUGGGAGUGGCUGGUCGGCCGCCUGCCGCUCUGGAUGGCGCCCAACGCCAUCACCAUCACCGGCCUGGCCCUCAACGUCUGCACCACGCUCGUCCUCAUGCUGUACUGCCCGACGGCCACCGAGCAGGCACCUCUAUGGGCAUAUCUGGCCUGUGCUCUGGGACUUUUUGUGUACCAGACACUCGACGCAAUAGAUGGGAAGCAGGCAAGAAGAACACAUAGUAGCAGUCCUCUCGGAGAGCUGUUUGACCAUGGCUGUGAUUCGCUUUCCACAGUCUUCGUGGUCCUGGGAAUAUGUAUAGCCGUGCAGCUUGGCACCAACCCAGACUGGAUGUUUUUCUGCUGUUUUGCUGGAGUUUUCAUGUUCUACUGUGCUCACUGGCAGACAUACGUCUCUGGGACACUGCGCUUUGGGAUAAUUGAUGUGACUGAGGUGCAAAUCUUCAUAAUUGUCCUGUUUUUGUUGGCCGCGAGCGGAGGAACGGCAUUUUGGGAAUCAAUGAUCCCAGUGUUGGAAAUUCAAGUUAAAAUUGUGCCUGCCCUCUUUGUGGUGGCAGGUGCCAUCUUCUCCUGCACCAACUACUUCACCGUGAUUUUCACUGGUGGCGUUGGCAAGAACGGCUCAACCAUUGCGGGUACAAGUGUGCUGUCUCCUUUCCUGCACAUAGGGACAGUUAUAACACUGGCAUUGAUGAUUUACAAGAAAUCCACCAGCCGGCUCUUUGAGAAUAACCCCUGUCUCUACAUCCUCACUUUUGGCUUUGUCUCUGCAAAAAUAACCAAUAAAUUAGUGGUGGCUCACAUGACGAAGAGUGAAAUGCAUUUGCAGGACACCGCCUUUGUUGGCCCAGGGCUCCUUUUCCUAGACCAGUAUUUCAACAGUUUUAUCAGCGAGUAUUUGGUGCUCUGGAUUGCUUUGGCCUGGUCUCUCUUUGACCUAAUCCGUUACUCUGUAGGUGUCUGCAAUCAGAUCGCAUCCCAUCUUCACAUUAACAUCUUCAAAAUCAGUUCCAUCUCCCCGCCAGUUGGCUCCCAGGAGCAAAACCAUCAUGAGUGACUUAACCACUGUGCUUGACGAAGCAACCCCAGGACGUGACUGAGGAAUGUACAUAGAGAAAAACACCGAAAUGGAAAGUGAACAAAUUAUUAAUUUAUGGUUCAAUCAUUGUGUGCACUUUUGUUUUAUUUAAGCCUCAGUUUCUGAAUGAAGUCUAGCACUCCUAAAGUAGCAGACUGUGGAAAGAACUGUCUUGCUGCUGCAUGCAUGUCUCCCUGUAACGCUGGCAGGUCAGGAAGGGACAUGGUCCUAUACAGGACUUAGAUGAGCACAUGGGGUAUGCUCAGUCUUUUCAGCCCAUUUGCUCGACUUGCUGAGUUUCCACUGGUGUAGUACAGUGCUGAAGUUUUGGGCGUGAGCUUAAUUUAAGUUCCUACAAGUUAACUGUCUCGAAAACCAGAUGAGCCAUAUUGCAGGUAAGGACUGCAAGGGGUGGGGUUCUUUGUGCCAAGCCAGAGCCUCAUGGCUGAGGUGAGUGAACUGCAGACUGUACAGAAAAAACAAAUUGUUUAGGCACGUGAUCUAAUGGGGUGUUUCCUAAAAUGAAAAGUGUCAGAAAGGCACUAGCACCUGUGGGUUAGUUUUCCAAUGCACUAUUUUGUAGCUUGUCCUAAUUACACCAGUAAAGCUGUAUCAGAUUCUGGUAUUAACUGCUCAACAAUACAGGAGUGUGUAAUUAAAGAGGCCUUGGUUGUGCUGGGCUGCCACUUUAAGGAGCAGUGUAAUGUGACUGUUUUGUUUGCUAUGCUUCAUUUUGUUUUUACAUGCCAACAUGUAAAGGAGUAAAUAGCCAGAAACUUUUAACAAGUGCUUUCACUUUCAAAAAAAAAAUCAUCCCACAAGAGUGAGCCCACAGCUUCCUGACAUUCUGAAUGCUAUUCCUCGUGAAUCAGAACUUGCCAAACUAGUCUUAAGCUUGUGCUACUACCAAUGGAGCAAAUCGGUAAUAUUCACUGAGGAUCCUGCACUGAACAGUUUCUGUUUGGGAAAUUCUUCAAAUGAAUCAAAUCACUUCACAGGGUAUCAGACUAAGAAAAUGUUUCUCCCUUGACCAAGGCUUGUUUUGCACUGAUUGUAGAAUGACUUAUUGGCUUAAACAGUACUGGAAACGUGCACACUAACUACAUUAAUGCCUAAGGUUUGUAACUUUCUGGCAAUGAGAGAAUUCCUUGCUGCAGACCCUGGGUUUAACCUGAUUCCACGCACCUGCUUAUUGCCUGUCAAGUAAGAUCAUCGUUCAUGCUGUGUGCCAGAAUAAAGUGCUCCUUUCUACAUGUGGGUAAUGAGUCAGUACCUUUGUUUAAUAAAAUGAUCUCUACAAUGAGACUGCAGUUCAUCUCCUGUUGCAGAAAAUGGUUUGUCCAUCUGAGUUUGGUCUGUCAGCAUUUACACCACUGCUGAGAACAAACUUGGCCUUCAACUGUUUGGUAGUUGUCCAGUUACCAACAGCUCACUGACACCUGCUGCACUGGCAUGGACAGCACGGGUUUUUUUUUCCAUUUGGAAAUAAGAUGCCAAAUAUUGUUGAAUAAUGGUGAGGGUUUUAGAUGGGGGACAUGGCUUCUCACUUUCAGUACACACCCCACAAUGACUUGGGCUCUGUCUAACUUUGAGUAUUUCCAAUUAUUUGGAAAGUGAGUGGUUCCUGGGUUGGGUGUCUGGGAUGGAUUUGUACUGUUGUACAUCAGACACUGCUGUCUUGUGUUCUCCUUUGGCUGUUGGUUUUGGAAAAGCAGGAAGUGACCUGAAUAAUCAGCUCUUGUACAGAGAGAUUCAGUGCUUCUAAUAGUUGGUACACAGCAACCAUAUUUUCAUUGGUAUCUAUCAACAAUUCCAAUGUUCUCUGGUGCUGAAGGUCUGGGAUACUACUAUGAUCAGGAGAAACAGUGCCUACUCCACCCUGUAUCUGCCUGUUUUCUGUAGCAGAGGAUUGGUGCUGUAAAAUUAACCUGUACCUGUGCACAUGCAACUUCUUUUCCUGAGAAAUAUUGCUAUAUACAAUUUUAUGUAGUUUCUUUUGUUUAGGGAAUGCCACUUAAAAGGACAAUGAAAAUGGCAAUAAAUGGAAUCAAAAUUUUCAUCAGUCAUACCAGGGACUUUUGGGUGACCUUUUGUAAACUCCUGUGAAUAUCAGACAGUAACACAGGAGAACCUUUACCUGAUUUGCCUGUAAAGUUUGAUCUGUUAAGAUUUCAGCUUUGCCAGUAAUAACGGCUGACUUUUUUUGCAUAUGUAAUUAUUUUGGUAAAUAUACACAAUACUUUUUUGUCCAAUGAGUUUUUUUGAGCAUAUUCAGCUCCUGGUAUUAUGAAUAAUACAGGAGUUGGAUGAAUAAUGUAUUCAUCUUUUGAAGUGAAUCCUGAGAGUUUGAAGAGAUUUGAAAUGAUAGUAAAUUGCUAAAGACUUGCUUGGUCUCUGAAGAAUUUGUUUUAAUAUGAUUUAACAUCCUGAAUUGUGGGGAAGAAGGCUGCUGAGAACACACAAAGCCAGUUCAUGUGAAAAUGCCCAAACUAUGCAAAAAUUUGAAACUAGUAUACACAUAGCACUGAUACUAUUUACAGUGGGUUGUUACCAUCAAUCAGUUGCAACAAAAGUAUUAUGAAUGGAUUUGUGGCAGUACUUUAAAUCCUUUCUGCAAGGUGUAGGGCUGCCUUGCAAUGUUUUCAAGAGUAUGGGUGGGAAGGGGCUGUGGGGUUUGUGGAUAUCUGGGUCCCUGCUCACAUUUUGUGUACUCCCAAGAACUUUCCACAAAGGUUCCCUUUGAUAGUUAGCAGUGAGAAUGGGCUCCUGACCUCACUGACCCACAUCUAACCAUCUCUAACUACAUUUCCAAAUGCCAGUUAUGAUUUACAGAAUGAACCAAAGCUUUUUUGCCUUUUCCCCUUUUUCUUGGGCUUAGCUGUUUCUGAAAAAGGUGUUGUAACUGGAAAAAUCUAUUAAGUUGUCUUGUAUCAGGAAUAAUCUGCUAUUUGGGACAAAUAAAUAAUCCAAUGAGCAGGCCCUUUUAUUGACCACCCUCAUUCACUUGGAGCAACUGGAUAUAAUGGCAAUGUAAUUGUUUUGCACAAAUCUAGGUUUAUGAAAAUACAGAAGGCUUCACCUAAUUUUGCCUUUAGUGUAACUGAGCCUCUUGAUUUUAUUCUUGUAACUUUUCUGUUCUUUCUAAAUAAGUGCUGAUGUAAAUAAAGAUUG